UUGCUAGUGGCGACGUUGAUAUGCGGCCACGCGCUGUUACCUAUGACUGUGGUAAUUAUUAAAACUGCGGGGCUAUUGAACACUGGCGGUGAAAGAGGUUUGAGUUUAGCGGAAAGUAAGAGUAAAACUACAGAAUGGCAGCUAGAAAUCCCAAUUUCUCAACUCAAUAUCAAAACUUUUUAACGGAGUCCUUCAACAAAGAGCGCGAUUCUCGUUUAGCAUGGUUUUUUAACAGAAGUCCAUCUGAUGUGUCAAAGCCGAAACAAAUGGAGGUUUUCAGAAGAAAAAUUGAAGAAAGAUCAAAACCCUCCGAAGCAUUGAUGGAACGAUUACCGGCAAUUACAGCCGAACAGAAAUUCAACAAAAAGAAGUCGACGCAAAUUGAUACGCUAGGGCAAAGAAGUGAAUUCCUAACGGUGGAAAAUAUGCGAGCAGUGACUCCGAAAACUCAAAGUAAAUUGUACGAUGGUUUUACUAAAGAAGGAAAAGGCCGAUAUCAAUACCUCCAGGACAGAUAUAGCAAAAUACCGGAGGUUAAAUUUACAUACCCAUUACUUAGUUCCUGGGAUUAUGGCUGGAGGCUCAGUGAUGUGGUGAAAAAGGAGGAUAUUAAGAAACCAGCGCAUGGCAGAACGCGUAUUGUUGCCGAUACAUUCUACACUAGAAAUGGAGUCGGUUAUCCUUCAGCCAUAUCUGGCUAAUCUUUGAGCUAAUUCAAUGAUUUUUUUUAAAGAUGAGUUUUAAUUUGUGACAAUUCCUAACAUUUUUAAUUAGGAAAAGAACUGAAAUCAAAAUGUGCGAAGUGUUCAAAUAGUAAUUUUUUAAGGCCCGGCUUAACGAACAAUUUCGAAUUUUCGAAAUAAUAUUUUCUGCCGCGCUAUCCUGUGAUACAAGAAAUACUUUUUAUUUUCAUUCUGUUUGGAGAUUUCGGACUAAGGGUGUUCUCGUAAUAUGAACUUUGUUGAAAGAGAAAAUGGACCCGAAUCGAACUGUGAAAUAUAUAAAUCGUUAGGCAGGAAGACAAAAGAACUUUUUGAUACAAUUAUAAUUAAAGUUUUUCACGCUUUUUGUGUGUGUGUAAAGGUAUAUUAUUUAUUUUUUAUCAAAUAUAUGUACAUAAAUUUGUAUUUAUCAGCAUUAAAGAAGCCAGUCAUUAUAAAACA
This is a messenger RNA of Patella vulgata (common limpet), 1163 nucleotides long. RefSeq names its product protein ATP6V1FNB. NCBI's taxonomy places the organism in Eukaryota, Metazoa, Mollusca, Gastropoda, Patellidae. The coding region runs from base 135 to 701 and encodes 188 amino acids. The record is from RefSeq and is a predicted model, not a curated record. The transcript has a single exon.